This is a messenger RNA of Ochlerotatus camptorhynchus, 390 nucleotides long. RefSeq lists its product as uncharacterized. The transcript has a single exon. The record is from RefSeq and is a predicted model, not a curated record. Bases 1 to 390 code for a protein of 129 amino acids. NCBI's taxonomy places the organism in Eukaryota, Metazoa, Arthropoda, Insecta, Diptera, Culicidae.
AUGAGAUGGAUCGGAAGACAACUGGGAGUCACCCAUACAACUGUGUCUCGGGUGGUAAAAUCGUUUAAGGAGUCCCAGACGACCGUGCGGCGGGUUGGAAGUGGAAGAAAAUCGAAGACAGCUGACCCUGUGAACGCCCGGAAGGUUUUGGAUUAUUUCAAGCGUAAUCCGAACCUUUCGAUUCGCCACGCGGCUCUGAAGGCAAAGUGUUCCGCCUGGUUCGUUCAACAAACCAUGAAACGAGCUGAGCUUCGUGUAGUCAAGGUCCGGAAGGCACCGAACCGGCGUGAUCAACAAAACACGGUGGCCAAAUCCCGCGCAAGGAAGCUGUAUCGAGAGUGCUUAACGAAACCGAUGUGUGUGGUUAUGGAUGACGAAUCCUACAUCUAA